Saccharomyces paradoxus is the source of this 1572-nucleotide messenger RNA. RefSeq names its product Plm2p (gene PLM2). Gene Ontology annotation, molecular function: protein binding. The record is from RefSeq and is a predicted model, not a curated record. The coding region runs from base 1 to 1572 and encodes 523 amino acids. The transcript has a single exon. Lineage: Eukaryota; Fungi; Ascomycota; Saccharomycetes; Saccharomycetales; Saccharomycetaceae.
AUGUCCCAUCUCUUUCCACCGUCAUCACCUGUUGCUGAUAAAUCUUUAGAAAGUCCACAAAAGGGAAUUGGUAAGCUUCCUAAUGCCUCUGUAUUAACUUUAGGAAGAAAGCGGUCUAUUUGCGAACCGGAAGAGUAUCCUACUCCAGAUCCAUCGUCUAGCAUCGGAAGGCACUCUUCGCCGGUGAAAGAAAUAACUUCACAUUUAGAUGAAGCCGGUUCCACCUAUGCCCUAUCAUCUCCUUCAAAACAAGGAAAGAAGCUUGCAGACCCUAUCAAGAUUGAGUUAGAUCCAUCGGAUCCCUCUCGUUUAGCCAUCGGCAGAAAGAAAUCAGUUUGCAAUGUUAUUUUGCCAUGUAGAAAAAAUAUCUCUAGGCAACACGCUUUCAUUUCAUAUGUCGCCGACAGAAACGAAAUAAAAUUGGAAUGUAAUGGAACUAAUGGAUUGUCCGUCCACUUGCCUUGUUCCGUGCAAUUGUAUUUGAUAAAGCCCUUCCAAACAAGGAACUUUUAUAAGCUAAUGACAGAAGAGCCUUUGACUCCGCAAAAUGCUAAACUAUCGCAUGCGAAAAUUCUUCAAAAGAACCAAAACUUCAUCAGUUUUGUCCUGGCUAAGGGUGAAACUGUAACAUUCCCCUAUAUCCAAGGAACUCUGGUAAAUUUUACAGGUGCUACUGUCUGUCUCUCGCUGAAAGAAAUAGCACGCUUUUCUGAAGAUGGCAACAUUAACUUCAACGAAGAGAACUCAACAGAAACAGAGGAUGAGCUGUGUCUAUUAACAACAAAGAGUGAUGAUUUUCCUUGGCAAGAGGAAACACCUUCGAUGAAGUUUGUCCCAGUUGAGCAUUCGCCUCGUACAGAACAGAUCUCUAAACCAUUACUUAUUGCGUCUCCUAUUCUUGUGAAAAAUUCCCCCAUUAGUCAUAGAACAACACCUCAAACAUCUUUCGUUAUUAAUCAGCCUUCAACUCCAAGAAAACUGAAGCGCAAAUCAAUUUCAUUGAAAAAUAACACUAUACAGGAGACACCACUUCCUAAAGAUAAAGGAAUUGGAACGUCAAGUGCCAGCACUAGGAGGGACAGUAUCAUUGAACAACAAACCCUCAACGUAGUUGCAAAAAAAACUAACGAGCUAUCUUCAGUAACCACAAAUGUGCCUCCUCCAUGUAAACGUUUUAAGACUUCAUUGAAUAGUAAUCCCGAAAUUUUUCGGUCGCUCACAGAAAGAGGAAUUCGGUGUGAUGACUUAGUUCAUGUACUGUGCAAUCAUCUUGCAUUUUCCAACCUUCAACAAACUCCUUUAUCCCAAUUACAAAACAUCAAUUCCAACACUUCCCAAUUAAGCAAAGAUGAGCUAAGGAGGGUAUUGGAAGCUAUUUCUUGCAUUGGUAUUAUUGUACGUGCGGGAAAAGAUGCAUCUGGCAAGGCUUUAGAAGAUGAGUAUUACUAUGAUGUUGAAAACGAUGAUAGCGAUGAGAGGAAGAUUUUGUAUAAUUCGUUGAGGGGUAGGAGUCGGUUAAGGUCAUGCAGAAAGAAACAUAAACAAUAUUUCUGGAAGAAACCAACUAAAUGA